ACACUACGGGACAAUUAAUGAGGUGUGUGUACUGAGCACAAUAGGAGGAAGACUGCUAGGUUGUGUACUAGCUUUGGACUACAGGAGAACAGGUCAAGGUUCUUAUUAAAUACCUGGAUGGUUUCGGUGAACCUAUCUACACUGCUUAGAUGGCAAAAGUCUUGAUGGUAGUAAAUGAGAUGUAUUUGUUUAAUAAAAAUGUGAAGUUGUUAUCUGAUCAACCCAGUAAGUAACUAUGACGUAUAACACGCAACAUCGGACCCGGACUGUACGUUUCUCGUCUUGGGGACUUGUUACAAAAUGGUAAGUUGAUAUUGUCCUCGUUUUAAGUCACUGUACCUGUUCCAAACUAUAUCCGAGCUACUGUUUGAUUCAUUAGGAGCCAAAGUGUUGAUCUAGAAACUUUGAAUGUAAAUAUUUACAAUAUUGUUAUUGAGAGGCACAGUGCCAUUAGUUAAAGGGAGUAGAGUCAGUUAUAAAUAACAUUAUUCUCUCUUUGUUAUUGGUCUUAAAUAAAAUUGACUUAGGCCAAGAAUAUUAUAUACGAAAACACGAUUAACAAAAACUAAAGCUUUUUCCCAACUACAAACCCCCCCCCCCCCAUUCCGCAAAAAAACAACAACAAACAAACAAAUUAAUUUAAAACAAAUUGAUAGCCUAUAUAUUUGAGUAACAUCACCUUUUUUGUGUGCUAAUGUAACCAUUUCUACUAUAUCUAAAUGGUACAUUUGUUAACCUGAUUUCACUUUUUCUGGAAAAUAAUUAUUGCGAAAGCUUUUCUUAUGUUCAAUGCUAGAUUUAUUCGUUAGUUACCGACGACGUCAUCCUAUUCUACAUAUAUAUCAAAUCAUAAAAUUAAAAAAAUAGCUUUAUUUACUUUAUUUCACAUCCAACAAAGAAAACAUGAGUUGUAUUAACUCAUGCAAGUGCCUGAAGUCGCAGUGAUGUAUGAAGUAGGCCUUUAACUUUGAGAUUUACAUUAUCCACGACCAUUAAAAUCCUAUUGAUUAAGUGUUAAAUUUUAAUAUAUUCUCACAGGUCACUGAUAAUUUGUAUCACAAUAGCCCUGGUUUAUUUAAUGCCAGCUUUGCUCAACACUUCUACGAAUGAUCUCCCAUCGCUCGGGGCACCCUGGCGCCUGAAGAUGUCACUCAUCCACGAAAAAGUCCCAACACUGCAUGUCUACUACUUGAAGAACCACAAAACGGCUAGUACGACAGUCUUCUCCAUUCUGGCAGAAUACUGCAGGGCCAACGAACUGACGCCCCUGCUUCCCGUCGGCGCGCACAUCAACCAGCGACCCCCUUUACACCCGAAGCAGUUGAGGCUCGAUCCCAAAAUACAAUUUUACGACAUGGUCUACCAUCAUCACGUUUACAGUGAUCAAAUUUUCCGCUUCCUCCACAACGACACCUUUAAAUUCACAACUUUGCGAGAACCUUUCAGGCAUUUUGUCUCGUCGUUCACUUACUUCCGGAAGUUUAAUAUGAACUACUUGACCCAAAUAAACUCAACGACGCCGCUGAAGACCUUCCUGGAAAAUCCCAAGAAGUACGAAACCAGAGGUUACUCUUCUUACACGAACAACCGCCAAUCCAUGGAUCUGGGAUACAACUUAUCCCACCCGUUCGAUGACACAAGCUACAUUGCCUAUUUCAUACAGCAGACAGAAAAACGAUUUGACUUAAUUUUAAUCACAGAGUAUUUCAACGAAUCGCUCGUAUUGCUUAAACGAAAGUUGAACUGGAAGACGGGAGAUAUUCUGUAUUACAAAAAGCAAGAAUGCAAAGAAUCAACGGAAGCUGUCGCGUUGGCAACACAACUGGAAAAAGAACAGCACAAGUCUUUCUCCACCGCUGACAUCGGACUAUACACAUAUUUCCUCGGUGUUUUCAAAGGCCUAGUUUCGAAAGAGGUCGACUUACAAGGCGAAGUUGAGGAAUUUCAGGCAGUACUUGAGAAAGUGUAUGACUUUUGUGACCGAGUUGAUUCGCCGGACAGUCGACUCGUUGUACCAGUCGGCAGAUGGUCCGAUCAAGUGGAUCUGUUUCAUUCGAAAUGUAAAUGGCUGAAGUUGGAUGAGAUUAGAUUCACACAACAUUUUCAGAGAAAACAGAUUCGUGGCUGAUGAUGUGAAAGUCUGGUUUUUUGGCUUCUGUAUAGGAAGAAAAAACUUCACAACUUUUAAGGCAGUUUGUUUAAUAAAUAAUUUAAGGAGUGUUUCAUGGCAUUAAAUUAUGUAAUUAUGUGCGCUUAUGCAAUGAGUUUGCUUAUGUAAUGAGUGCACUUAUGUAAUCAAUAUUCCAGGGGAGAAAUGUUUAAAAAAUCCAAUUAUCUCUCUCUGUCAUUUUAUAUAAUAAAAAACAAUGACUAUGUACUCAAAUAUGAUGUUUAUUUGGCAUACGCAAUGUUUGGUUAUUUUACAGUUGUGUCGAACUAAUUUGGAAGCCAGGAUCUGCUCUAAUUAACAUCACAGCGGUCGAUAUGCAUAACCAUUGUAAGUUAAUAAGUAUUAAUUCUACUCUUGUACCUUUCUAUUUAUUAAAAAUCCGUUUUACCCAAAUCUUGCAGCUGUUUUAUGUACUCUUUGUAACACAAUAUUAUCAUUCUUGGCAGCCAGGAGUUUCAUGUUGACACGAAAACUUAAGAAGCGAGAUGGGGUGACACACCUAUAGAUA
Molecule: messenger RNA, 2678 nt
Organism: Lymnaea stagnalis (great pond snail)
Lineage: Eukaryota; Metazoa; Mollusca; Gastropoda; Lymnaeidae
Source: the annotation of a GenBank genome assembly